CGAAGAAGAAAAAGGGCAGUCGUCAGGGAGUGGAGGGAACUUUGACAACACAAGUGUGAAUGAAUGUACUUUAUUUGUUUUUUUUUACUGAGUUUGGAGUAUAAACGUCCAUGAAUUCGCAACGUUUUGAGUUCAAACAGUGGAUAUUGUUGUAGUGUGUACUUUCGCUGUUUUUCGGUCGUUGCUCGCUGACGCUUAACGAAAGGUUUGUGUCAGUGUGUUUUUUUUAAACUUUCAGAGCUUUUACGGAACAUUAUAUAAAACUUACCGUGAAUUUAGCUCACUGUGUAUGACACUCAAAAAUCCUCUGUGUAGCUGAUAGUAGUCAUAUUAUGUGUUAAAUAUAUAUCUCGUUGUCAGGUCCUGCAUUGGUUUGUGGUUUGUUGCUCGGUAGUGUACUGUAAAUAAAUGUUACCGUAAUGUUUGUGACAGCGGAAAGUUCAAACCUGUCGUUAAGUUGUAAGAUUCUUAUUGAAUGAUUAAUAUGCCGAAAUGUCAAGUAGCUCAUGGCUGCUAAAAGUUUUAUUUAAAGGGUUUGAUUCGUCCCUUAAAUUUGACUGUUCAGGUGCUUUAGCUAAAUAAACGUUUUUCAUCAGAGUGUUUGAGUACCUGUGCAGUGGUUUAUAUCCAAACACCGGCUGUGUUUUGUUGUACUUUUCAGGUAAAACACAUGUACCACCUCAAAAUCUGACUAAUAUAAGCUUAUGUAAGUCAAAUAAAUUCUUUAUUCUGAAUUUGGUGAAUUGCUUUGAAUGUUUGCUCUGUUUUUGCUUUGUCCCAGGAAACUCAUGAGUGGAGAGGAAUCUGGGAGAGGCUCAGGAAGAGGAGGAAGAGGAGGUGGGGGAGGUAAUGGCAGAUGGAGAGGAGGUGGUGGAUGGAGAGGAGGCAGGGGAGGAUGGAGAGGAGGUGGUGGUGGGUGGAGGGGAGGUAGAGGAGGAUGGAGAGGAGGAGGUGGUGGUGGUGGUGGUGGAGGAGGAUGGAGAGGAGGAGGAGGUGGUGGAGGAGGAUGGAGAGGUGGGGGUGGUGCUCCAGGAGGAGGAUCAGGAAGCAACAGAAGAGGUGAGCUCUAUUUGUUUUCUCCCAUUUUAUCUAUCAAGUAGUUAGGUUAAAAAAGUUAUUUUCUGACAUUUUAUGAGGGGAAAAAAACACUGAUGGCAUCCAAUGUCCUUACAAAAUGUUAUAAAUGAAAGUUAAACUAAACCCAGGAACUUUCCAAAAUAUUUAAAUAAUAUAUAAUCCUUUCUGCAUCUUCAGUCCCUGUCCAGACUACCUUGGACAGACUGUGUCCAUACAAAGGAUGGACACUGUACUUCACAGAAGGUACUUGUGUGCGUUUAAAUCUCUGUUUUACCUGAUGUUAAUGUGUAUCGAUGUCAUAAUGAAAUAGAGGUCUAGAUGAUUUGGCUUUUUUGUGUUUGUAAAGUAUAUACCUUAUAUUUCUUUACAGGCUUCAUUGAGAGCUCACCAAGUGUGGAAAAGAUCAAAGUGUUUGAGAAAUAUUUCACCUCCAGGAUUAAUCUCUAUGAUAAGGUCAGUCUAUCUGUCUACAUGAGUAUUCUCCUGUUAAAUAAUCUUUGGGUCAUCAUCCUUUAUUGUAGCCAAUCUGUUUGUAUCCAGGAUGAGAUAGAGCGUCAAGGCAGUGUUCUGGUGGAUUACGCAGACCUAACUGGAGACAAGGCUGUAUGUGGAAAGUUACCUGAUCUGACCACAGAACUAAGGGAGCAGCCAGAACUUUUACUCAACUGUUUAGGAUUGGCUAUUCACCAGGUAUACACACACAAACUGUUUCUCCCACACACUUGUGCAUCAAGUUAAAUUGUUUCAAAACCAUUUUUCAUUUUUAAAGACUCAGUUUUUGAGGUAAAACUGCCUGAUACAGUGCUCUUAACUGGUUUUGACUGCUGACAUUUUGAAAGCUUCAAGUAAAAGGGAAAUGAUAUUAAAAAAAAACUCACUUGUGAGGUUAUUGUCUCAGAGGAAGUAUGUAGACCAGGUAUUUUGUUUUAUAUUGAUACUCAUAAAGCUUAUUGAAGCACACUGUUUCUUUGAAAGAUAAGAGUUAUAUUUUGGGCAUAAAUUUCCCUGCUGUCUAUCACUCUGAGCACUCCUCUAGAUUUAAAGCUAGUAACCUAAAACUAUGAAGUGAGAAGGAAAAUCAAAGAAGCUCCAGUCAAGUACAAAAUGAGACAGUGUGUUUUUGUCCGUGUGUGUGUGUUUUAGGUGUUGACGGUAGAUUUGGAGAAGCAGGCUGCUGAACUCGAAGGGGAAGAACUUCCUGUCGCUGCACCAAUCAUUAACAUCCCUCACAUUAGCGCGAGGUAGGCAUACAGUUCAAGCACAGUGUUCAACAACUGACCUGAAGGAAGCUAACUGCAUUCCUGCAAAUCAUCCACAGGCUGUAUAACUAUGAACCCCUGACUCCAUUGAGGAUGCUGCGUGCCAGCGUGUUCGGGCGGUUGGUGUGUGUGAGGGGAACGGUGGUCAGGGUGAGCAACAUCAGACCUCUGUGUACCAGGAUGGCCUUUAAGUGUGUGGGCUGUUCAAAUAUACUGUCUCUGCCGCUGCAGCACGGGAAAUAUGCAACACCUACCAAGGUAAGUACACAAACUACUUUUGUCUAACAACAUCUGUUAUGGGCUAUAAUAUUUAAUAAGGCUGGGCGAUAUGGCCUCAGAUCAAUAUCACAAUAUAUUUAGCAGUUCACCUCGAUAACAAUAAAAGGACGAUAACUACUCCACAAGCUGCUCACCCCCACCUACAUUAACUUUGUCAACUUCAGCUGCCGCUUCAGUUGCUACAACUUUUGAACCGUCCUCCAUCUCCUCACCUGUCUUUCCUCUUUGUUACGGACUGGAUGAGGUGGAGUCACAUCUCCAACAUAGGACAGCGUCUUAAAGGGACAUGAGACCAUAGCCUACCCACACACAUCCAAAAACAACUUUUAUUUUUUAAUUUUUUUGACACCGGAUAUACCAAUAUGGGCAAAAUGAUGUUGGUUAUUGUCGUAAAUUGGUAAAUUUACGGUUAAUCGCCCAGCCAUUAUAUUGAGUACACAACACAAGUAUUACUGUGCUCUGAUGUGCUGGGUUUUUCCUGUAAUCAAAUUACAAUUCAUCUACCCCAGCCUAAUUAAUUACGCUUUAAGUUGGGCCAGUCAUGCCCAUGGUUGCACUUGGUAAGAAAGAUACCACCUCAGCCUCAUCCUAAACUAGGACAGCCCUACCAUGCAUACAGUUUUCUUUAACUGCACACACAAAAGCUUCUAUAGGUAUCAUUAUUUUGAUUUAUAGAAACAGUCUAAAAUUGAUGUCAUGCGUGUCUUUUAUAUCUAGUGCAUUCAGCCUGAGUGUCGCACUCGAACAUUCCUCCCCUGUAGAAGUUCUCCUCUCACUCAGACCGUAGACUGGCAGAUCAUCAAGUAAGUGUGUCUUUGAUUAUAAUUGACUCUCAGCUUAGAAAACUGGGGUGAGGCUGAAGUGUUUUACUUGUGAAAGUACAAGGCCAAUUAGGCCGAUUAUGUAUAAACUGCACUGUAUCUGAACAGAUAAAUUGAUCAUAUGUUGACUAGGCCAAUUCACAUGUACUGUGUUGAGAAGCAAAAAGAGCCUUUAAUAAUUUGUCCAGCAGAGUGUGCUCUAACUUCACCUUUAUCAGUGCUAUUGUCAAUAGUGUGCUCGUAUUGGAGUGGGCAGUUUAAUAAGUUCCCCACAUUCUAACUUAUUCUUUCCAUGCAACUUCUGAAAAUAUUCCUUUUCUCCGUCAGGGUGCAGGAGACGAUGGGUGGGGAGCAGAGGGAGGCAGGAAGAAUCCCACGCACCGUGGAGUGUCACCUGACCUCAGAUCUGUGUGACAGCUGCGUCCCAGGAGACACAGUUACAGUGACAGGGAUAGUCCGAGUCACCAACGAUGGUGCAAACCCACUCACUCACACACAGUCAUACAUUCUACCUAUCAUGGGGGAGUUCAGUUUGAUAUUGAAAUGAUUAUUUGUUUUUAGGAACUACACGGGGGAACAAGGACCAGUGCAUGUUUCUCCUCUUCCUUGAUGCCUCUUCAGUCAGUAAUACUAAAGGUAAGGGAGCUUCUAUAUUUGGUAUUAGCUGUAUCAGUUUAAUACAAACCAGCCAUGUUGAUAUUUGAUAAGAGAGAUAAAUCUCUUAUAACCUCUUGAUCAAAAGGUAAGCAGUCAAAGUCAGGUCAAGGAUCAGGAGGAUCUUCAGAGGAUCGCUCAGGAGGGGAGGAGUUCAGUCUAAAGGAGCUGUAUGCCAUUCAGGAGAUUCAGUCACAGCCUGACCUGCUAAGACUCAUAGUACAGUAAGAGAUGGACUACCUUCUCCUGAAUAUUUUUGCUGUUUAAAAAAAAAGGCCCUGCAUUAUCUUCCUCUGAAAUUUUUUGAAUGAUGUAGUCUAGAGUUGAAACCAGUGGUUCUCAAGUCCAGUCCUCGAGGCCCAGUCCUGCAUGUUUUGGAUGUUUCCCUGCUCCAACACACCUGAUUCAAAUGAUUAGCUCGUUAUCAAGCUCUGUAAUGGCUUAAUAACGAGCUGAUCAUUUGAAUCAGGUGUGUUGGAGCAGGGAAACAUCCAAAACAUGCAGGACUGUGGGCCUCGAGGACUGGACUUGAGAACCACUGGUUUAAGCAACAGGGACUGCUGUAAAACUAGAUGAAAAAUAGAGUUUUUUAUACAAAAACACUCAAUUGUCUUACAUUCAGCUCUUUCAGUACUUUUUAGUCCGUGCUUUCUCAUCCCAAACUAUUAAACACUCUGAUCUAACUUUAUUUUGCAGCUCAUUGUGUCCUGCAAUCUAUGGCCACCUGGUGAGUUCUUUGAUGCUCUUCACUUGUAACUAGAUUAAUAGCACCUACAGCAUCUUCAUCCCAGACUACAAAGGUGUGCUUAUGAUUUGUUUGAAUGCAGUGAAAACAGCAUAUUUUCUGGCAUCUCUCAGUUUAUUUAUUAUCACUACUGUCAAAUUAUGACAAAGUAUUAGGGCCACAUAAAAAAAAAAAAAGAUUUCGAGAUUAAAAUUGUUAAUUUACAAAAAUAAAGCCAUUAGUAACAAGAAUAAAGUCAUAAUAAAGUCCUUAUAUUCUAACCUGUCGCUUAAGAUGACAGUUGUUGAAAUGAGAGCCAUGGAGCAUUUUGUAAAAAUGUACUUCAAUAUAGGUUUCUCAAACAAGGAGACACUUAAUCUUUCGGCAUAUCAGCAUCACAUUAUCAUAAGUAUCACAAUGAUUUUAUUACGACUUUAUUCUUGUUAGUAAUGACUUUAUUCUCAUUAAUAAUGACUUUAUUCUUGUAAAUUAACAACUUUAAUCUCGGUCUUAUUUUUAUUUUUUUCUUAAUGUAGCCCUAAUACUCUGCCGUAGUCAAAUCCUCCUUAAGCAUAGAAUGUUAAAUUUUGACAGUUUUAUUAUAUAUUCAUCUGCUCAGUUGUUUUUUCAAGUUAAUUCUCAAUACUGCCCCUCCACCUCUGAAAGGAUUUGUUCAACUCUGCUCUGAGCAGAUGUGCCUCUAGAGGGAAGUGUUGCUUUCUGAAAUGAGAUUCUGCCUGUGUGCAAUAUGCCCGUUCGGUAAUAGCCAUGGGAGAGAGGAAUAAGCUCCAGAAAGAUUAGAAAAUAGGCACACAUUUUGAAACCUAAUGUUUAGAAAUUUGUCAUUUUCAUGGUUUUGUAUCAUACACUAUUGUUGUGAUAGUGUGCGUGUGUUAAUGUGUGUGAGAGUGUGGCUAUUGGUGUGCUCUUUGUGCAUGCAGGGAGGCUUAGACGAAUGAUGUAGAGAAAGUUGGCAAUAAUGUCAAUCUGAUUUUAUGAUGUCUUAUUAAUAUUUUUUUACGGCUUUAUUGUAUGUUUCAUUCUGUAAUGCUCGUGUGUCUACCUGCCCAGAGACUGCAGAGGGAAUCAGUUAAACCUGGUGCAAUGCAUCUUUUCCCAUUAUCUGACAUUAAUGUUUGUUUUACAUGGUCCCUGACAAACUAAACAAAAGACGAACUAACUUUUGUGUUUCUGUGUGUCCCCAGCUUGUGAAAGCUGCUCUAGCCUUGGCAUUGUUUGGAGGCCGACAGAAGAACACAGAUAAGAACAGCGUCCCGGUUAGAGGGGACCCACACAUCCUGAUGGUGGGAGACCCUGGACUGGGAAAGAGUCAGAUGUUACAGGUAACACAGAAAACACUGAAACCUUUGAUGGAUCAUUAAAGAGGCAGCCAGCAGUGUGAUCUUGUCACUCCUUGGCCUAAGUUUUGAUGUAUUUUAGUAUUUUCAGCAGUCGUAUGUUGAAAUGAGAAGCAGCCUCAGCAUAUGUAUGAAUGUAAAUUGAGUGCUCAAAUUAGAUUUCUAAUCCUGUGUGUAGGCAGUGUGCAACGUGGCUCCUAGAGGAAUCUAUGUAUGCGGCAACAGCACAAGCACCACAGGUAUAUUAUCCAAAGAAAUGCUCCUAUUUAUCAUCUGUUAUUUGCAAAUACAGAUGUACACAUUUUUUCCGUAACAUUCUGUUAGAUUUCAACAUUUUAAUGCUGAUUUGUUUAUUUGUUUAUGUUUUUGCAGGACUAACAGUGACACUGUCCCGAGAUGCAGGAACAGGGGAUUUUGCCCUUGAAGGUGGAGCCUUGGUGCUGGCUGACCAAGGUAGCAGAGAGAGAAAACACUGGCUGAAAAAGAGAAUUAGUGCCUGUCAUAUCUGCAUCCAUCAUUGGUCUUUCUCCCUGUCUUCAUCUUCUAGUCUUGCUUACUUUUUAGGUCUGUGCUGCAUUGAUGAGUUUGAUAAGUUGGGCAGCCAGCAGCAGGCUCUUCUUGAAGCCAUGGAGCAGCAGUCUGUGAGCCUGGCAAAAGCUGGAAUAGUUUCCUCUCUUCCUGCCAGAGCAUCAGUUGUGGCAGCUGCAAACCCCAUUGGAGGGCAUUACAACCGAGGAAAGACUGUUUCUGAAAACCUGAAGUAAGUUCACUAAACAACAAAAAAACAAAAUAAAAAGCUGCAAGAGGAUAUCGCUGUAAGAGUAAAUAUACUGUACAUCUGAUACAAAUCAAAUUUUACAUUUGUGCAUUCUUACCUUCAGAAUGGGUUCGGCUCUUCUCUCUCGGUUUGACGUCGUUUUCCUCCUUCUGGACAUCCCGGAUGAGUCACAUGAUCGCCACCUGUCAGAGCACGUCAUGGCAAACAGGGCGGGAAAAGGCCGAACCAGCAGCGCUAUGGUUACCAGGACUAACAGUGAAUCAGCAAUGUCUGUCUUACUUGAACACUCAGAUAUGCCGCUUUCGGAACGUUUGCAGGUAUAAGGAGGAGCACACACCAAAAUAGAUUGACAGUGGGACUAUUACACCACCCUUUUUAUGCAAUAUAUAUAUGUGUGUGUGUGUCUUUGUCAAGCUCCCUGCAGGUGAAAACAUCGACCCCAUUCCAGCAUGUUUGUUAAGGAAGUAUAUCAGCUAUGCUAGACAGUAUGUCCAUCCCACCCUGUCCCCUGAGGCUGCACAGAUCCUUCAGGACUUCUACUUGUCACUGAGAUCACAGGCUCACUCUGCUGAUGCAACACCCAUCACCACACGACAACUCGAGUCUUUAAUCAGACUAUCUGAGGUAGGUUUCUGUUCAUCUGUUACGUGAUUUCUUUCUGCUAUAGUUUCAGGCUACAGCAAACUACAGAAGUGUAUCUUUCAACUCAAAGAACCUGUUUGUCCACUUCCAUCCCAGUGUUUGUAUUAAAUCGGGUGUUUUUGUACAGGCAAGAGCCAGGCUGGAUCUUAGAGAGACCGCUACCAAGAGUGAUGCUGAGGAUGUGGUGGAGAUCAUGAAACACAGGUGCCAUUACAGGAGUCUUUGGUUGCUACGGGGAUCACCUACAUAGAUUAUUUUUUUUUUUUUGGACAAAUGUAACUUAUUUUCUCAGUUAGCCCGUAAGAAAAUCAUUUUAUCUUACCUUGUGCCCAGGGUUUGACAUUUGACGUCUGAUAUUUGAGGAGAGGAACUUUAGGUUUAUUGGUGUUCUCACCAAUGAAAGAUGCAUGUUUGUGUUCAGUCAACUUUAGACCCUCAAAAGUAAAUGGUGGAUCUGAUCGUUCAUUUUAAAGGAUUUAGAAAAGACUCUUAAAAUCUAUUGCAGAAGUACGAUAGAAAUGCUUUUCAGGAGAAAAAUCCAGCAUAUAUCCCAUUUUAUGCAGCACCAGCUUUGUAAUAUUAUAUUUUUUCUCCCUUCUUUGUGUGCGCGUGUGUGUGCUUGUUUUGCAGUCUGGCUGAUACAUACUCAGAUGGUCUCGGCAAUCUGGACUUUGAGCGCUCCCAGCUGGGGUCAGGCAUGAGUCAACGCAGCUCUGGGAAACGUUUGGUCAAUGCUCUGCACAUGCAUGCACAGAGAACCAAUCAGAAGCAGUUUGACCUUCAGAUGAUUCGAUCUGUAGCCGACAAACUGAACAUCAAGGUAGAAGCAGUUAGAGGCAUUUAAUACCACCAUUUGUUACCGUCUGUGUGUUUGUCUAAAUUGUUGUGCCCAAAAAGUUAAGACAGCGAAUUAAAAACAAGGUAAAAAAGGUUACAUGUUAAUUCUAAAGAAGGAAAAGAUAUUUUGGUGAGAUUUCUACAAAGUCAAAUAUCUCCCAGCUCUCCACUAACUCAAUAUUUGAGUCUUUGCUGAACAUUUUUUCCUUAAAAUCAGAACAACGGUAUCAGUGUUUGAUAACUUAUUCAUUCUUUGGUUCAUUUCCUCCAGGUGAUGGAUUUUGAAGGUCUGGUGAGUUCCCUGAAUGAACAGGGGUAUCUGCUGAAAAAAGGGGCAAAGCUGUACCAGCUGCAGACUGUCUAACAAAACACUGCAACAGACUUCCUGCAGACCUGACUACAAGGUCAGUGUCAGAAUAUAAAAAGGCACUGAAUGAUUCAGAAUAUAGAUACUGAAAGAAUUCUUCUAAUUUUAUAAAGUAUUUUCUUGCAGAAUAAUUUAUCGGAAUGUAAGGUUGUAUUUACAUACACAUUUUUGCCAAGGAGGGAUUUUGUACUUUAAAAAUAUAAUACUCUGAAAAUAAACUGUAUUGUCAAUGCAUCUAUUUUUGUUUUGUAAUAAAAAGUACAUGUAUA
Messenger RNA from Xyrichtys novacula (pearly razorfish), 9065 nucleotides. Lineage: Eukaryota; Metazoa; Chordata; Actinopteri; Labriformes; Labridae. The record is from the annotation of a GenBank genome assembly.